AUGUGUCACUUAUGUUAUUCAAUGCACCCAUUUCGCGAACUCCAAUCUAUAACACAGAACGGCUAUUCAAACCACAUACUUCAUACUUCACUUCCCGAGUCACCUGUUAAUCCUCAUUUCGGAAAGUAUAACUACCGAUCUAAUAUGACAGUAACAACUGAUAGUUACACCUCUGGAUCCGCGUACCACAGUCAUGGACAUACUACACAUAAUCACGUCCACCAUGGAAUACUGCAUCAUGUUCAUUCCAAUCCUAACAAUGUCACCGCCCUCACUGUUCCACAGGAUAGCAGUCAAGUUCGCGUUUGGGAUAUUUGGGCCCACAAUUUUCAUGAGGGAAUGCGCCUUGUCCGUAGACUUGUACGAGAAUGUCAGUAUGUUGCGGUAGAUACAGAGUUUCCAGGUGUUGUUGCAAAGGUUUUUGGUGAGUACGCCAACAGUUUUGAACAAGCCUACCACAAUAUUAAAGUUAAUAUUGACAUGCUUAAACCAAUACAGAUUGGGUUUAGUUUUUUCGACGAGAGUGGUCAGACGGUCGAUUCGGUCUCAACUGUGCAGUUUAACAUCAAGUGGAAUGUUGACAAUGAAAUGCAUGCGGCCGAUUCUAUUCAAUUAUUGGAAGUUUCUGGAAUAGACUUCGAUAAGUUAAAAAGAACAGGAGUUGAACUUAGUGAUUUCGCAGAGGCCUUUCUUACCAGUGGUCUUCCGCUGAAUGACAAAAUAACGUGGAUAGGGUUCCACAGUGCCUACGAUUUUGCCUAUUUGAUGAAGAUUUGUACAGAUUGGAUGAGGAUGCCGGACAACUUCUUGGAGUUUCAAAAGCUGUUGUUGAUUUUCUUUCCCAAGAUAGUAGAUCUAAAGUCAAUGAUGAGUGAGCACAAGUUCCCCAAGAGUGGAUUACAAGAGUUAGCCGACUUAAUGAGAGUACCACGUAUCGGCUUACAGCACCAAGCUGGAAGUGACGCAAUGCUCACAGGUGAAACGUUCUUCAGAUUCCUGGAGGAGCAUAGUGGUGGGAAAAUUGACCAACGGGUUCUAAACCUUGUCUACGGUCUAAAUUAUUGUCCCAACGGUGUAUCUAAUACUUGGAUGCAAAUGAACGGUUCGAGUCCUCAACAUGAUUCGGAGUCUUCCGCAGGUCACAACGUUUCAUAUGCGUCAUCAAUCUUUCGUAACAAUGUUCAUAGUGCCGAUCAUUCCGGUCGCACAUCGCCUGCUGAUUCGACAGGAGGUCACAAAAGUAGCUAA
This is a messenger RNA of Schistosoma mattheei, 1248 nucleotides long. The record is from the annotation of a GenBank genome assembly. NCBI's taxonomy places the organism in Eukaryota, Metazoa, Platyhelminthes, Trematoda, Strigeidida, Schistosomatidae.